Molecule: messenger RNA, 5162 nt
Organism: Polyodon spathula (Mississippi paddlefish)
Lineage: Eukaryota; Metazoa; Chordata; Actinopteri; Acipenseriformes; Polyodontidae
Product: plectin-like
Exons: 11
Coding region: 566-5101 (1511 amino acids)
Molecular function (GO): GTP binding
Source: RefSeq, a predicted model, not a curated record
UCAGUAGCUGCCUCAGCGACAGUCAUCUCACUCCACGUUCAUGUGAAUCAGCUCAGUUCAGAAGAGACGAGGAAGCCUCUAACAAGCAAUGACACUGUCUUGGUCUUUACAAUACAUGCCCGUGAUUGUAGAGAGACGAGGAAGCCUCUAACAAGCAAUGACACUGUCUUGGUCUUUACAAUACAUGCCCGUGAUUGUAGAGAGACGAGGAAGCCUCUAACAAGCAAUGACACUGUCUUGGUCUUUACAAUACAUGCCCGUGAUUGUAGAGAGACGAGGAAGCCUCUAACAAGCAAUGACACUGUCUUGGUCUUUACAAUACAUGCCCGUGAUUGUAGAGAGACGAGGAAGCCUCUAACAAGCAAUGACACUGUCUUGGUCUUUACAAUACAUGCCCGUGAUUGUAGAGAGACGAGGAAGCCUCUAACAAGCAAUGACACUGUCUUGGUCUUUACAAUACAUGCCCGUGAUUGUAGAGAGACGGCUACUGCAGGUUUGGAGGCGUUCGCAGAAUAUUUGAAAAGUCCUGGAAAUAGUGGAACGUCAGAUUUCUGGGCGGGGGAUCAUGUCUGAAGAAACUGUUUCUCAAGAGCUGCGCAGCGCCUCUGAGCUGAGGAUCGUGCUGCUUGGGGGAGGAAGGGCUGGGAAGAGUGAAGCAGGAAACACUAUCCUGGGAAGAGAGGAGGGAAGAUCGGGAUUCAUCUUCUCUGCUGUAACAAAGGAGUGUGAGAAGAAAACAGGAGAAGUGUCUGGGAGACGGGUCACUGUGGUCGACACUCCAGACUUGUUACACGCAGACCGGGUUGAGAUUGAGAGAUGUGUUUCUCUGUCUGCCCCGGGACCCCACGCUUUCCUCCUGGUGAUGCGGGUGUAUACAAAACAAAUACUUGACUCUAUUAAAUUAAUAGUGGAACAGGAUUGUAAAGCCCUGGAAAAAGUGCUGGAGGUGUUUGGUGAGAGAGCUGUGAGGAACACGAUGAUCCUUUUCACCUCCAGGGAUCUGGAAGGCAAGACAAUUGAACAGCGCAUUGAGGAAGCUGGUGAGGAGUUCCAGCAGCUUGUUGAGAAAUGUGGGAACAGGUAUCAUGUUCUCAACAAUCAGGACAGGAGCGAUCGCACUCAGGUCACACAGCUCCUGGACAAGAUAGACAACAUGGUGAAGGGAAGUGGAGGCUGCUACCUCCCAAAUGAGAUUUACCAGCAGGUAGAAGAAAGGAUUAGACUAAAGGAACAGGAGCUGAGUAAGAAACACGAAGAGGAGAUGAAACAGAAAUAUGAGGAGCUGAUGGAGAUGUUGAGGAAGGAAAUGAAGGAAGAGGAGCUGGAGAAAGAGGCAGAGGAAUCCAAGCUGCCUGUCAGGAGAAGGAACAGCAUUGAAGGACAUCGUCCCACCUUGUCUGGAGGUGAAGGAGAGGCUCCCCUUGCAGAUAACCAAGCGCCUCCCAGCCCCCCUGAGCUGAGGAUGGUGCUGCUUGGGAAGACUGGGGCUGGGAAGAGUGCAGCAGGAAACACCAUCCUGGGCAGAGAGGAGUUCAGAUCUGAAGCCAGCUCCUCUGCAGUAACGAGGGAGUGUGAGAAGAGAAAAGGACAAGUGGCUGGGAGACCUGUUGCUGUGAUCGACACCCCAGAGCUCUCUCAGGACAAACUCCAGAUUAGGAGCUGUGUCUCUCUGUCUGCCCCGGGACCCCACGCUUUCCUCCUGGUGAUACCGGUGGACCGAUUCCCAGAGGAAGAGAGGAGAGCGGUGGAGACAGUCCAGGAGAUAUUCAGUGAGGAGGCUGUGAGGAGCUACACGAUGCUGCUUUUCACACACGGUGACAAACUGAAAGGCAAGACCAUUGAGGAUUAUAUUCAGAGAGGCAGCAAGGAGCUCCAGCAGCUUGUUGAGAAAUGUGGGAACAGGUAUCAUGUUCUCAACACUGAGGACAGGAGCGAUCGCACUCAGGUCACACAGCUCCUGGACAAGAUAGACAACAUGGUGAAGGGAAACAACGGCAGCUACUACACCAGUGAGAUGUACCAGCAAGCAGAAGCAAAGAUCAGACAAAGACAAGAGGAGAUACUGAAGGAGAAGGAAGAGACAAUACUGAGGGAGGAACAGGAGCUGAGGGCAAAGCACCUGAAAGAACUAGAGAACACAGAAAUGAAGAUGAGAUUGGAAAUCCAGAAACGAGACCAGAAGAUCAGAGAGCUGGAGGAGAGGAUCAGAGAGCUGGAGGAAGAGCUGAGGAAAGAACAGGGAGAGAAUCUCAGGAUCAAACUGGAGGAAGAGCUGAGGAGAAAGAGAGAGGAGAGAGAAAGGGCGGAGCGAGAGAAGGAGGAUUGCAUGGAGAAGGGGGAGAGAGAGAGGGGAGAGUACGAGGAGAAACACAGGAGAGAGAUAGAGGCGGUCAGGCAGCGCUACGAGGAAAUCAUCAGACCAGAAGCAGAGAGAUUCAAUGAGUUUAUCAGCACAUAUGAAAAGCCCGCUGAAGCGAGAGGAGAAAGGGCAGCACUAGGGGCAGUGAUGAGUGCAGUAGCAGCAGCAAUGAGAGAAGGAGCUGAGGCAGGGGCAGUAUUACACACAGUAUCCAGAGCAAUAAGAGAAGAGACAGCGCUAGGGGCAGUAAUGCACGCUGCAAAGGAAGCAAUAAGAGAAGGAGCAGCUCAAAGGGCAGUGAUCAGUACAGUAGCAGCAGCACUGAGAGAAGGGGCUGCGAUCGGGACAGUAUUGCACACAGUAGCAGAAGCAAUAGAGGCAGCACCACAGGAACCCAGUCAAGAGCAUGUCCGUAUCCAGAAGCCGCACUUGAGGUGUGUGAUCAGCCCCUUCAUUAAAGCAGGUGGGAGUCCCAGGGAGCAGGUUCUGGUUGGCAGCGCUGGCCUGGGAUACAGGGAGGGGAAGGACGGGAGCAACUCGGGGGGGUUGAAAAUGAGGGCUCUGACUGCUGAAGAGGAGAGAACUGGGCGGGGGAUCAUGUCUGAAGAAACUGUUUCUCAAGAGCUGCGCAGCGCCUCUGAGCUGAGGAUCGUGCUGCUUGGGGCAGGAAGGGCUGGGAAGAGUUCAUCAGGAAACACCAUCCUGGGCAGAGAGGAGGGAAGAUCGGGAUUCAUCUUCUCUGCUGUAACAAAGGAGUGUGAGAAGAAAACAGGAGAAGUGUCUGGGAGACGGGUCACUGUGGUCGACACUCCAGACUUGUUACACGCAGACCGGGUUGAGAUUGAGAGAUGCGUUUCUCUGUCUGCCCCGGGACCCCACGCUUUCCUCCUGGUGAUGCGGGUGUAUACAAAACAAAUACUUGACUCUAUUAAAUUAAUAGUGGAACAGGAUUGUAAAGCCCUGGAAAAAGUGCUGGAGGUGUUUGGUGAGAGAGCUUUGAGGAACACGAUGAUCCUUCUCACCUGCGGGGAUCUGGAAGACAAGACAAUUGAACAGCGCAUUGAGGAAGCUGGUGAGGAGUUCCAGCAGCUUGUUGAGAAAUGUGGGAACAGGUAUCAUGUUCUCAACAAUCAGGACAGGAGCGAUCGCACUCAGGUCACACAGCUCCUGGACAAGAUAGACAACAUGGUGAAGGGAAGUGGAGGCUGCUACCUCCCAAAUGAGAUUUACCAGCAGGUAGAAGAAAUGAUUAGACUAAAGGAACAGGAAGAAAGUGAAAUGAAGGAAGAGGAGCUGGAGAAAGAGGCAGAGGAAUCCAAGCUGCCUGUCAGGAGAAGGAACAGCACUGAAGGAUAUCGUCCCGACUUGUCUGGAGGUGAAGGAGAGGCUCCCCUUGCAGAUAACCAAGCGCCUCCCAGCCCCCCUGAGCUGAGGAUGGUGCUGCUUGGGAAGACUGGGGCUGGGAAGAGUGCAGCAGGAAACACCAUCCUGGGCAGAGAGGAGUUCAGAUCUGAAGCCAGCCCCUCUGCAGUAACGAGGGAGUGUGAGAAGAGAAAAGGACAAGUGGCUGGGAGACCUGUUGCUGUGAUCAACACCCCAGAGCUCUCUCAGGACAAACUCCAGAUUAGGAGCUGUGUCUCUCUGUCUGCCCCGGGACCCCACGCUUUCCUCCUGGUGAUACCGGUGGGCCGAUUCACAGAGGAAGAGAGGAGAGCGGUGGAGACAGUCCAGGAGAUAUUCAGUGAGGAGGCUGUGAGGAGCUACACGAUGCUGCUUUUCACACACGGUGACAAACUGAAAGGCAAGACCAUUGAGGAUUAUAUUCAGAGAGGCAGCAAGGAGCUCCAGCAGCUUGUUGAGAAAUGUGGGAACAGGUAUCAUGUUCUCAACACUGAGGACAGGAGCGAUCGCACUCAGGUCACACAGCUCCUGGACAAGAUAGACAACAUGGUGAAGGGAAACAACGGCAGCUACUACACCAGUGAGAUGUACCAGCAAGCAGAAGCAAAGAUCAGACAAAGACAAGAGGAGAUACUGAAGGAGAAGGAAGAGACAAUACUGAGGGAGGAAGAGGAGCUGAGGGCAAAGCACCUGAAAGAACUGGAGAACACAAAAAAGAAGAUGAGAUUGGAAAUCCAGAAAAGAGACGAGAAGAUCAGAGAGCUGGAGGAGAGGAUUGGAGAGCUGGAGGAAGAGCUGAGGAAAGAACAGGGAGAGAAUCACAGGAUCAAACUGGAGGAAGAGCUGAGGAGAAAGAGAGAGGAGAGAGAAAGGGCAGAGCGAGAGAAGGAGGAUUGCAUGGAGAAGGGGGAGAGAGAGAGGGGAGAGUACGAGGAGAAACACAGGAGAGAGAUAGAGGCGGUCAGGCAGCGAUACGAGGAAAUCAUCAGACCAGAAGCAGAGAGAUCCAAUGAGUUUAUCAGCACAUAUGAAAAGCCUGCUGAAGCGAGAGGAGAAAGGGCAGCACUAGGGGCAGUGAUGAGUGCAGUAGCAGCAGCACUGAGAGAAGGAGCUGAGGCAGGGGCAGUAUUACACACAGUAUCCAGAGCAAUAAGAGAAGAGACAGCGCUAGGGGCAGUAAUGCACGCUGCAAAGGAAGCAAUAAGAGAAGGAGCAGCUCAAAGGGCAGUGAUCAGUACAGUAGCAGCAGCGCUGAGAGAAGGGGCUGCGAUCGGGACAGUAUUGCACACAGUAGCAGAAGCAAUAGAGGCAGCACCACAGGAACCCAGUCAAGAGCAGUGAGACAGGGGGUGGUGCUAUUGAACAGGGGGUGGGGUUAUUGAACAGGGGGUGGUGUUAUUGA